Messenger RNA from Dioscorea cayenensis subsp. rotundata (Guinea yam), 2556 nucleotides. Its product is annotated as probable serine/threonine-protein kinase WNK4. Gene Ontology annotation, cellular component: cytoplasm. The record is from RefSeq and is a predicted model, not a curated record. Bases 606 to 2408 code for a protein of 600 amino acids. Gene Ontology annotation, molecular function: protein serine/threonine kinase activity; ATP binding. Gene Ontology annotation, biological process: protein phosphorylation; intracellular signal transduction. Lineage: Eukaryota; Viridiplantae; Streptophyta; Magnoliopsida; Dioscoreales; Dioscoreaceae. The transcript is spliced from 7 exons.
AUCAGAAAACAUAACCCUCUUUCUCUCUCGACCGAACACCUGUUCGAUCUCGCCUUCUCUUUCGACCAUUGCUCCCUUUUCUCCAAAUCUAGGGUUUCGUUUCCUCUCAUCUUCCCCGUCUCCAUCUCCUUCAUCUCUUCUCCAUCAAUGCCUUCGAUUAUUAUUCUCGUUUUCUAGGGUCUGGGCGCUUCCGGCGGCUCCCAGGCUCUCUCUUUCUCUCUCUCUUUCUCACUUGUUGUGUUAGCAGAGAAGGGGCGGUGGUGGUCAUGAUGAUCCUUUCAUCGACGGGAGAAUGAGUGGCCAGCGGCGUGGCAUUGAGGCCUCGGUCAUGGAUCUGGGCUCGUUCAUGGUCGUUCCCGCCGUCGAAUGCCGGUUUCGCCUGCGAUCGGCAUUCGAUUCCUUCUCCAUUGCCUCCGAGUCCUUCUCUGAAUCGUGUCGCCGGAGCCGUAUGAUCGAACAAGUGGCUACUGGUUUUCUGCAGGCUUGAGGGAGAAGAGCUGCACUUCGUGGCCUUCCCCUUCUCUUUGUUUUUUCUUCUCUUGUGUUCUUUUUAGGUUUGGGAGAAAGAUUGUUCCUUUGUGCUUGCUAACUUGUAGAUUUCAUAGAUGGAUUCCGUUAGUUAUGCUUGUGGCUCCGAAGUGGAACACGAGGAAACCGAUCCUACUGGUCGCUAUAUUCGGUACAAAGAGGUAUUAGGGAAGGGAGCUUUCAAGACAGUUUAUAAGGCAUUUGAUGAGGUUGAUGGAAUUGAAGUUGCAUGGAACCAAGUGAGGAUUGAUGAGUUAUUGCAAUCACCAGCAAACCUGGAAAGGUUGUAUUCUGAAGUUCAUUUGUUGAAGUCUUUGAAGCAUGAGAACAUCAUCAAGUUUUAUGGCUCAUGGGUGGACGAAAAAAUGAAGACAAUUAACAUUAUCACGGAACUCUUCACCUCAGGAAGUUUGAGACAAUAUUGUAGGAAACACAAAAGUGUGGAUAUUAAGGCAGUUAAGAAUUGGGCGAGGCAAAUUCUUCGAGGAUUGGAAUUCCUUCAUGGGCACAGUCCACCUAUUCUGCAUAGAGAUUUGAAAUGUGACAAUAUCUUUGUCAAUGGAAAUCAUGGUGAAGUUAAAAUUGGAGACCUGGGAUUGGCUAUUGUUAUGCAACAGCCUACUGCUCGCAGUGUGAUUGGUACUCCUGAAUUCAUGGCCCCUGAGCUCUAUGAAGAAGAGUAUAAUGAACUUGUAGAUGUUUAUUCGUUUGGAAUGUGUAUGUUGGAGAUGGUAACUCUUGAAUAUCCAUAUAAUGAGUGCAAAAAUACAGCUCAAAUUUACAAGAAAGUUACUUCUGGGAUAAAGCCUGCAUCACUUGCGAAAGUAACAGACUGUCAAGUUAAAGAAUUUAUUGAGAAAUGCCUUGCACCCGCUUCUGAGAGAUUGUCUGCCAAAGAGCUCUUAAAGGACCCAUUUCUUCAACAGAACAUUCCCAAGGAGAAUGUUCAUGAUAUUGUUCAGCUAUCAAAUGCCAUGACUUCUUCAAUUGAUUUGACAAGCCCAGAUUCAUUGUUAUCUAUGGAUUUAGAUUCGAACUACAAGCAGCUUCCCCUGAUAAAUCUCCCUGGGAACCAAGGAGCUCCACGUGCCCAAUGUUUGGAGUUUUCUAGGACAAACCAGAAUAAGGAAUAUAGAUUGAAAGGGGAGAAGGUGGAUGAGAAGUCAAUCUAUCUGGUUCUGAGGAUAACUGACUCUUGUGGUCGGGCAAAAAAUAUUCAUUUCCAAUUUUUCUUAGACACUGAUACAGCUGUUUCAGUUGCUAGUGAGAUGGUUGAGGAACUAAAUUUGUCGCAUGAUGAUGUGAUCUUCAUAGCUGACUUUAUUGAUUAUUUGAUUAUGAAACUUGUGCCUGGCUGGAGGCCUUCAACGGAUUGCUCCUCUUGCGACACUAUGAGCCCAUACAAGGGACAAAGCGCUUGUGCAAACAGUGAAUUCUCAGUUCCUUGCAAUGAUUCCACUCACUCAGCGUUUGAAGUUAUGUCUGAUUUGAAUUUGAAUUUCUCUGUUGAGGAAUCUGUGCAGUCCCUUGGAGUUGAUUCGUUUGAGAAAGGUGACAUCUUUAGUCAGGCUAAUGAGGAAGAUCAAGGUUCUCAUGGGUCGGCGUUAUCAUUUCUCUUUGCUGAAAGCUGCAAGAGCGCGAGUGGCUAUGCAAGCGACAUUGACAUGGGAGUUGUUGAUUCCUUUGGUUAUAAAGCCGAAGAUGAUAACAGUAGCACUGCAGGGAACCAGUUUUUAGAUGGAGUUGAUGAUAACCUCAAACAAGAGCUUGACAUGAUAGAAGCACAAUACGAACGAUGGUUUUAUGAGUUAUCAAAGAUGCGCCAGGAGGCUUUGGAGAAUACCAAGAAGAGGUGGCUGGCAAAGAAGAGAAAUGUUUGAUUUCAUUGUUAAUUUUCUUCUGCAAAACAUUCUUUUGUUUCAUUUCAUGGAUUGUUUUUCUCGUUCUGUUAUGUGUGGGUAUAUAAUAUAACCAGUGGUGAAAUAGAACGCCAGCCAUCAAUGGCUGUCUUCUCCUGUAUUUAUGAGA